AUGCCCGUGGACCACGAGAACGAUCUUCUCUUGAUCACCUGCGCCUCUGGGAAGCAGGCUUCGCGCCUGCUCCCGCUACUGUACGGCACGUGGAAGCGCCUCCGCCUAGUCGUCAACUCGCCGUCAUCGGAGCAACGCCUGAAGCAGCAGUACCCUGACGCCAGCGUGACUCAGGCCAGCCUGGAGAAUGUCGACGAGGCCCGCCGCAUCAUGGCCGGCGUGACCACCGUCUUCCACAUCGGUCCCUCCUUCCAUCCGCACGAGACGGAGAUUGGCUAUUUUAUGGUUGAUGCGGCCGCCGAAGAGGCCCGGCAUGGCACGUUCAAGCACUUUGUGUACUCGUCGGUGCUCAACACCCAACUGCGCAAGAUGAUGAACCACGACUGCAAGCGCUACGUCGAGGAGUAUCUCAUGGAGUCAGGCCUGGACUACACCAUCCUUCAGCCCACUCACUUCAUGGACACGUUUCCCGUGGCACAGCUGCUGUCGCAGCCGGAGCCGCUGUACCGAGCCAACUGGAGCACGAGCGUGCCCUUCUCGUUCAUUGCGCUGCAAGACUUGGCCGAGGCGGCGGCAACCGUGAUUGAGGAGAGGGACAGGCACUACUUGGCGCAGUAUCCGCUCAGCUCGACUCGGACGCUGCCGUACGACGAAGUGAUCGGGAACGUAAGCCAGGCAAUCGGCAAACAUAUCAAGGUCGAGACGAGGCCGGUGAUAGAAGCCACCAAUGCCCUCCUGGACAUGCUCUUUGGCGGCGCGGACAAGGCUCACCCGAGAACGAGGGACGCCGCCCAGCGGAUGGUCCUGUUCUACAACUACCACGGGCUCAAGGGCAACCCCAACAUUCUCGAAUGGCUGAUCGGACGGAAGCCGACGGCCCACGCGGACUGGGUGCAGGCGCAGGUGCAGAGCGUGCAGAAGCUCAGGACUGGCUAA
Molecule: messenger RNA, 936 nt
Organism: Lasiodiplodia theobromae
Lineage: Eukaryota; Fungi; Ascomycota; Dothideomycetes; Botryosphaeriales; Botryosphaeriaceae
Product: Nucleoside-diphosphate-sugar epimerase
Exons: 1
Coding region: 1-936 (311 amino acids)
Source: RefSeq, a predicted model, not a curated record